CUCAAGAAUUUCAAGAUGGCGGCUGGGCCAUCAGUGAUGUGUCUUUAGUCUGAUUCCAUUUUUCGGCAUCCCCACUUUUAAGAAUCGUCAUGGAUAACCAGAUAAUAGGGUCCUUAAACUCCCUGGCAGAUUAUGGACUUGGUGAGAGUGAUAUUGAAGACUCUGAUGAAGAUGUAGAGCCGAAACACAAGCCGAUCGUUGUGGUGAGACCUUCGGUUGCUCAAGUAAAAAAAAAAACAAGUGCUCGUUUAGUCUCUUAUGAUGAUGAAUUUGAAGAAGAAAAGGGGGAAGAGCCCAAAGAUGAGGAAAUUGAUAAAGACCCAGGCACUGUUGAAGAGAUUGUUAGUGAUGAAAAUGUAAUAAGUAAAGAUGUGACUGAUGAAGAUUCUUCUCAGGAGAAAAAUCCUGCUCAAGAUGCCCUGAUGGCAAUCAGUGACUCAUCAGAAAAAGUACAAUCAGAAGAAAAAGGAGAUCAAAAAGUUGAGGACCUUGUCACAGAAACAUCAAACUCUAUACCUGAGAUCAAAAUGCCACAGUUACCACCUGAGCCUACUGGCCGCUGUUCCAAUUCUCUACAGGAAAAGGUUCAAACACUCUUAGAAAAGACACACCAGGAAAAUCUUGAUUUGAACACAAAUAUACAAAACAGGAAAAAAUAUAGAAACCCAAGUAUUUAUAAGAAGCUCUUGCAAUAUCUUAACAUUGAUGAAACUGGUAGCAAUUAUCCAAAGAGUUUGUUUGAUCCAACAUGUUGGCCGGAGGAGUCUUACUAUGAAAAUUUAUCCAAAGCUCAGAAAGAAGCUUAUGAGAGAAAAGAAAAGGAAAAAGCAAAGCAAGCAAGAACGCAGGUGGAAUUUGUGUCCGGUACCAAAAAGGCAGGUACAGGUACAGAGGAACCAAAGAAGAGAAAAAGCAAAUGGGAUCAGACUGCAGUUCCUGCAACUUCUGUGAAAACUGCGACUCCACCAGCAAAAGUUGGAGUACAGGGACCAGUUGUCUCCUCGUCUAUUGACAUUAAUGCUGCUAAAAAGCCGAAGGUUUCUUGAUGUUAGCAGUCUCUGGCAGAAAGCUUGAAUCAACUAUAAGAAGCAGAAAGAACAGUAUCAAUAAUAACAGUUUAUUUCUCUCGCCAGUGUUGACGGAAAUACUGCAAGGGAGCGAAGAUUUUCUUGUAACUCUAUGGACAUGUAUAUUAACCUGUUGUUUUACAUUGUAUAUCAAUAAACGUCAGAUGAGAUCGAAAUUUUCACGAUGGAAGUUA
Messenger RNA from Stylophora pistillata, 1261 nucleotides. RefSeq lists its product as uncharacterized. NCBI's taxonomy places the organism in Eukaryota, Metazoa, Cnidaria, Anthozoa, Scleractinia, Pocilloporidae. The record is from RefSeq and is a predicted model, not a curated record. Gene Ontology annotation, cellular component: nucleus. Gene Ontology annotation, biological process: regulation of DNA-templated transcription.